AUGACCAACAGUAAGUUUCAAGAGAUUCUCCAUCCUCAAGUGGUGACGUAUAACAAGAAAGGAGAAUCGAUUUCAUUACCUGCAGGUUACUCCUCUCCCAGCGUCUCCAUCAUUUCGUCUGCCUCCACCGUGUCCUCGGCAUCAUCAAAGACCUUGGGUGUUAGCAAGAAUGCAACAAAAACAGAUUUGGAUACGUUGAAAUCGAAGAAAGUUUGGGAGUCGGCAACUGCUCCAGCCAAGUCUAUACCCAUGAACUUGUUUAUGAGCUAUAUGACGGGGAAUUCACUUCAAAUUAUACCAAUGACAAUGACAAUGAUGCUACUUUGGAACCCCAUAAAGGCCAUUUUCAACGAUACCAAUAUCAUGUUUUCCAAAUUAAAAACAAGGACAAACCAAACCGAAAUUACUAUUGCAAAAGUGGUGUUUGUUUUAUGUCAAUUGUUGAAUAUGGGAGUAGGAGUAUACAAGCUAUAUAAAAUGGGACUUUUACCACACCUGGAAGCAGAUUGGUUGUCGUUGAAAGAGCACAAAGGGGGGAAUUAUCAUCUAUAUGUAUAA
Molecule: messenger RNA, 558 nt
Organism: Lodderomyces oxycetoniae
Lineage: Eukaryota; Fungi; Ascomycota; Pichiomycetes; Serinales; Debaryomycetaceae
Product: chaperone
Exons: 1
Coding region: 1-558 (185 amino acids)
Biological process (GO): protein folding in endoplasmic reticulum
Cellular component (GO): EMC complex
Source: RefSeq, a predicted model, not a curated record